CCCCCCCUCCUCCUUCCCUUCCCCUCCCACAGUAUAUUACAGAAGCCGCUCCGCUCACUCGCUUCAUUCCUCUCUACAGGGCAGAGCAGAAAGGAGUCGCUCAGAGGUCUGUUUUGGAGCAGAGGAGCGCUGAUCACCACUAAAGCUCCUUUCCUGAUCCGCACAGCGGCUUAAUUAGUCAACAGACGCAGAGGACGAGGCUUCACCAUGGCCACUGAAAAGCUGGUCUACGUUAUAACAGGAGGAUGUGGGUUCCUUGGUCAGCACCUCCUGAACGUUCUGCUGGAGAAGGAGGAGAACAUCAAAGAGAUCAGGCUUUUUGAUAAGCUUGCAGAUCCCAGCCUGCAGAGCCUCAGCACAGAGCGGGUCAAGGUGGAGGUCAUUCAGGGAGAUAUAACAGAUUACCAGAACGUUCUGGAAGCCUGCAGGGGAGCUGACCUCAUCAUCCAUGCGGCCAGUCUGGUGGACGUCUGGCACAGAGUACCAGAGAAGACCAUCUACGCUGUUAAUGUGGGAGGUACAGAGAACGUUAUAAAUGCCUGUGUGGAGCUCGGCAUUCAGUACCUGGUCUACACCAGCAGUAUGGAGGUGGUGGGUCCCAACGUGAAGGGAGACACUUUUAUCAGGGGUGAUGAGGACACGCCAUAUAAGGUGUACCAUGACAUGCCUUACCCCAAAAGCAAAGCUGCAGCAGAGACCCUGGUGCUGGAGGCCAAUGGCAAAAAGGUAAAUGGAGAUGAAAGCCUGUACACAUGUGCCCUGAGACCCACAGGGAUCUACGGGGAGAACCACCAAUUGAUGAAGGAUUUCUACCAGAUGGGGGUCCGCACAGGGGGCUGGCUGAUUAGAGGAGUGCCCCGUGACACGGAGCACGGACGUGUCUAUGCGGGCAAUGUCGCCUGGAUGCAUGUGUUAGCGGCGCGUGCUAUCAGGGAGCAUCCCGAGAGGCUUGGAGGCGAGGUGUACUUCUGCUACGACGACUCGCCCUACAAGAGCUACGAAGACUUCAACAUGCAGUUCCUGUCGGCCUUCAACUUCCGCUCGCUGCGCGUGCCGCUGUGGCUGCUGUGGUUCCAGGCGUGCAUGAACGACAUGCUGCACUGGGUCCUGCGGCCCGUCUACAACUUCACGCCGCUGCUAAACCGCUACACGCUGGCCGUAGCCUGCACCUCCUUCACCGUGAGCUCAGACAAGGCCCUGCGCCACUUCCAGUACCGGCCCCUCUACGACUGGGAGCAGUGCCGCGUCCGCACGCAGAAAUGGGUGGACACUUUUCCUCUGGACACCAGCAGCAAAGAUGCGUAACGAUGAAGAGCAGGGCUUCAUCAGGGGUCGACCCAGUGACUGCUCAGGACAUUAUGAUUAGAUGGUUGGAUGAAAGGGAUUGUCUGGAAGUGAUGGAAAGGAAAUAUUGAAUGUUUGUUAAGUAAGGUCAUCAUUCCGAGCAUAGUUUUAGGCGUCUACCCGUUACAGAAUAGAGAAAAAACAACAAUGACUUAAAACUAGGCUGUUAAAUUUCAAUUUAAGUUAGGCAACCUUGCCUAAAUCCAUCUGUUAGUGGGUGGACACACAAGCUGGGUGGUCACCUUUCCCUUGGGCGCCAUCCACAGGGCGUUGUAAGGCUAAAAGUACAGGGCGUCACCGUCUGAGUGACAGCUAAAGACGUAAAUGAUGGUGGGAGUUGGGUUUCAGUGGUGGACCAAAAGUGACGGACUAGUGAAAAGAUACAGUUUGAUCUGUUUAUGUGAUGAUGUCAUUACUCCAAGCCAACAGUAUUUCAAAUAGGCAUGUAUCCAAUAUAGAAACAUUUCUUCAUCACUUAUAACUGUGGUGACCAUAGAUAUGAACUGAUACCUCUCAUUAUCCAUACUGUUGGUUUUGCCAUGACAGGAAGAGAAUUCUUCUGCUGUGCUUAAAUGUACAGCACAACGAUGACCCUGGUCUACUGACCAUGAGAGCAUAGCACAGUAUUAGUAAGCUGUUCCAUUUUAUGUUAGGGAAAUUAUGAACACCUCAGUAGUCUUUGAUAAUUUCCAUGAUACCAAAAGAAUCAUUUUGGGCU
Colossoma macropomum (tambaqui) is the source of this 2062-nucleotide messenger RNA. It is a transcript of the gene hsd3b7, whose product is annotated as hydroxy-delta-5-steroid dehydrogenase, 3 beta- and steroid delta-isomerase. Gene Ontology annotation, molecular function: 3-beta-hydroxy-Delta5-steroid dehydrogenase (NAD+) activity. The record is from RefSeq and is a predicted model, not a curated record. The transcript is spliced from 6 exons. Lineage: Eukaryota; Metazoa; Chordata; Actinopteri; Characiformes; Serrasalmidae. Gene Ontology annotation, biological process: steroid biosynthetic process. The coding region runs from base 208 to 1305 and encodes 365 amino acids.